AUGCAUGAUGGCGAGGGCAAGGACAAGGAGCAGCGCAGACCGAGGGAUAGCAGAGGCUGGGAUGGGAAACUGAGGAUAGGGAAGAAGAACGAGGAAGGUGAGCGCGGAGAGGAUGCGGUGAGCGCGGGAGAGGAGUCAGCAGAGGAGGAGGAGGAGGAGGAAGAGGACGAGGGUCCGGAGCCGGAACAGUUGCCUGCGGAUGAGGAUCUGCUGGAUGAUGUCGACGUGGAGGAGGAGGAUGUCGAUUUGGUGCAUUGUCGGAUUCAGAGCAUACCUGCGUUGAGGUUGGAGCGGUUUAGGAAGCUGAAGCGGCUCUGUCUCCGCCAGAACCAGAUCACCAGCGUCGAGAUACCGGAGGAGCUGGGCGAGACACUCGAGGAGAUCGACCUGUACGAUAAUCUGAUCUCGAGCAUCAGGGGGUUUGACGCGUUUAAGGAACUGACGUCGCUGGACCUGAGCUUCAAUAAGAUCAAGCAUAUCAAGAGGAUAAACCACCUCACGAAGCUGAGGGAUUUGUAUUUUGUGCAGAACAAGAUUAGCAAGAUUGAAGGGCUGGAGGGACUGACGCAGCUGAGGAAUCUGGAGUUGGGCGCGAAUCGGAUUCGGGAAAUCGAGAACCUCGACACCCUCUCCUCGCUCGAAGAACUCUGGCUCGGCAAAAACAAAAUCACAUCCCUCAACAACCUCUCCGCCCUCACCAACCUCAAAAUCCUCUCCAUCCAGUCCAACCGCCUCACUUCCCUGACCGGCCUCUCCUCCCUCGCCUCGCUGGAAGAACUCCACAUCUCGCACAACGCAAUCACCUCGGUCCUCGGCCUCGAGCACAACACGGCCCUGCGCGUCAUCGACAUCUCGGCGAACCCCAUCGAGCACCUCGAAGGCCUGGGACCGUUGAGCAGACUCGAGGAGCUGUGGGCGAGCAACACCAAGAUUGCGAGCUUCGCCGAGGUGGAGCGCGAGUUGAGGGAUAAGAAGGACUUGGUGACUGUGUAUUUUGAGGGAACGCCGCUGCAGAGGGCGAAUGAGGUGCUGUAUAGGAAUAAGGUGCGGUUGGCGUUGCCGCAGGUGAGGCAGAUUGAUGCUAGUAAGUGA
Messenger RNA from Westerdykella ornata, 1092 nucleotides. RefSeq names its product L domain-like protein. Gene Ontology annotation, molecular function: protein binding. The record is from RefSeq and is a predicted model, not a curated record. The coding region runs from base 1 to 1092 and encodes 363 amino acids. NCBI's taxonomy places the organism in Eukaryota, Fungi, Ascomycota, Dothideomycetes, Pleosporales, Sporormiaceae. The transcript has 3 exons.